UGCAGCUUGUGCUCAGUCUGGGACUGAAAGCUCUUCAGAGCUCGUACAUCACCGGGACAUGGCACACGGGCUGAAGUUGCGCAGGGGGAUGAGGCUGCUGCUCACCCCGCCAAGUACAGCAACAAGACAGGACUAAGCUGGGCACCCACCUCUAUCCCACUCACACACACCAUGGCUCCUUGCCAGGCACUCAACAGCACCGGCACUUUCCCAGAAGUGGACAGCAAUGGCACCACCUGGCUCAGCCUGACCCAAAGGUGGAUGCUGGGGGCAGUUCUGUCCUUUAUGAUCAUGGUCAUUGUGUUUGGGAACAUGCUGGUCAUUAUCGCUAUAGCCAAGACCCCUCGGCUGCAGACCAUGACCAAUGUCUUCAUCACUUCCUUGGCUUGCGCUGAUCUCAUCAUGGGACUUCUUGUCGUGCCACCAGGUGCGACUAUUUUGGUAACUGGCGACUGGCUCUUUGAGACCACAGUGUGUGAGCUAUGGACUUCAGUGGAUGUUUUGUGUGUGACAGCCAGCAUAGAGACCCUGUGUGUGAUAGCAGUGGACAGAUAUAUCGCUAUCACCUCUCCUCUUAAGUAUGAGAUGCUAGUGACCAAGGUGAGGGCCCGCCUGACUGUGUGCCUUGUGUGGGCCAUCUCUGCCCUCAUCUCUUUCCUACCCAUCAUGAACCGCUGGUGGAGAGACACCCACAAUGAAGAAGCCAAGAGUUGCUACGACAACCCCAAGUGCUGCGACUUUGUCACCAACAUGCCCUAUGCCAUUGUCUCCUCCACCAUCUCCUUCUACGUGCCUCUGGUCAUCAUGAUCUUUGUUUACGUCAGGGUCUUCAUAGUGGCAACCAGGCAAGUCAGACUGAUAGAAAAGGACAAGGUAAGAUUCAAUGGGACACCAGUGCCCACCAAUAAAAGCAGGAGGGCUUCCAGGAGGCGACCAUCUGGACUACUAGCCAUCAAGGAGCAUAAAGCACUCAAGACUCUGGGCAUUAUCAUGGGCAUUUUCACCCUGUGCUGGUUGCCCUUCUUCGUGGCAAACAUCAUCAAAGUGUUUUGCAGGUCCUUUAUAGAUGACAAUGUGUUUCUCUUUUUGAACUGGUUGGGGUACAUCAACUCAGGACUGAACCCUAUCAUUUACUGCAGGAGCCCUGAUUUCAGGAGGGCAUUCAGGAAGCUCCUGCGUUGUCCAAGGACUGUUGACCGCAAGUUGCAUGCCCUUUCCAAGGACCUCAAUAGGUACCCCUAUACCUCUGGCACCCACUUGGACUGUGAUGGGAUCAAACAAGUACCUGAUGGACAGGAACCAGGUAACGGCAGCCUGAGCAGUAGCAGUAGGUGCAGCAGCAGAACGGAGGAAACCAGCCUGAAAAAUGGCAAUGCCAACUCCAACCAUAAACAGUGAUAGGGUUCACUCUCCUCAGGAGCCCCUCUCCUCCAUGGUGCACAGCAGCUGAACCAAGUAGUGGGUCAGUAUUUGUUGUUGUUGUUGUUGUGUGUCCAUGGAGUGACGGGACAUAGUGUCUCUUGUGCACAACCUCAGCAGAACAGCCUAGGCUCUGAAUAACAGGAACAAAUGAGUGCUGCUAUGAUAUGUACAGUAUUAAUUUGACUUGCUGGGGGGCUCGCAGCCUAGUCCUGCUCCGGAGGAAGUAGCGGACAGUAAAUAUUUAUGCACUUAUGCAGUCAACGUCGCCGAGACAGCCGUGCGUCAGGGAAAACUACUAGACAAAUUCAUGUUCAAAUAUUUUUAUAACUUGUAAGCCGCCCAAAGAAUAUGUCCAUGAAUAUUUUGUAAAUACCUUGUGUUACCUAUUUAUAUGAAUUGUAUAUACUAAUUGCACAUGACCACUAAUGCCAAAGGGGGCUCUCGGCUACUGAGCAAGAAACAAGGAAAAAAAAAAAAGAGUCUGGGUUCUAAAUCCGGAGGGCGCAGAUAGAUAACAAAUGAUAACUCUGAACAGCUUUCCAGUUAUUCUAUAUAUCCUCCAUUCCCUCUGGUUUUAAAUGAAUUUGUAAAUGCAAUUGCUGUUGAAAGUCUUUCCCUUACUGCACUGCUGGUUCUGACUCCUAAAACAAUGUCAGAAUGGGAAAAGAACAGAAAGAAACAGACAUAUACUGUUUUCAAUAGCAAUUGCAUACACAGAUGUCUUUAAAACCACUGGAAAUGUGCAAUAAAUGUAUAUUAGAAAGUUGCCUAGAAUUACAACUUCAUUCAUUAGGCAAAAGAUGUCUUUUUUGGGUUUACUUCCCCUUUAAAAUUAAAUUUAAUAUUCUAAGGCAUUCUGCAGUUUUUUUUUUUUAUUUAGUCCUUUUAAUAUUAUUCCAACAUGUAUGUGGUUGCUGGGGUCUCUGACCCUAAGUUACCAGCAUUUCUUGGGACUGCCAUUUAUAAAAAUGCUAAAAAUCCACCCCUGACUGUCUGUUUAUUUUCUUUUUUUGGGCAGCGUCACUGACCUUAGCAGCCAGGUUGCAUUUUUAAAUCCCAGACUGGAAAGUGUUUGAAUAGAUUCUGUUUGUAUUAUGUUUCAAGAAUGUAUAAAUAAAAAUCCAGCUCUCCGCGUGAUGCAGAACUACAAUUCCCAUGCCAUGCCAUUGGACAUCAGAGCAUUCUGGGAAUUGUAGUUUUGCCCUAGGUGGCCAGACUUAUCCAAUCAUUUGUGAUUCUAGUUGUGUUUGUACAAUACAAAUCAUAAUAUUACCUCUAAAUCUGAUAAGUGAGUGUCACACUGCUCUUAUUCAUAAUGUUUCUGAUGUUGGAAUUACUGUUAUUAGGGGUUACCAUAUAUUCUAUUCUUUCAUAGGAAUUUGUCAGUUUGGCUGCGCAGGACAUGUUUAUUUUUGAGACAAAUCAGUGUAUAUGAGCUGUACAAUUCUAAUGUAUAUUAGUAAGCAUACAGUAUGUAUAUACAGUACUAAUGUAUGGCAUUUAUUAUGGAAAGCAACAGUGUGUAUAAUAUUUUUAUACAGAAUUAAACACAGAUAUACAGAAUAUAUUUAUAUAAAAAUAUGCUCACCU
Molecule: messenger RNA, 3012 nt
Organism: Xenopus tropicalis (tropical clawed frog)
Lineage: Eukaryota; Metazoa; Chordata; Amphibia; Anura; Pipidae
Exons: 1
Coding region: 172-1398 (408 amino acids)
Source: RefSeq, a predicted model, not a curated record